AUGGAGGUAGAGAAAAAGGAUGACAGCAUCAGGAAUCUGGGGCACAGUGGAGACGUCAGGCAACAGGAAACGCGGCCGGGCCUGCAGGUCUGCGUGGAGCCGCGGUUGCGGGGUUGUGUAUUCGGCAGGAUGGGGUUCGUGAAGGUCGUCAAGAAUAAGGCCUACUUUAAGAGGUACCAAGUGAGAUUCCGAAGGCGGCGAGAGGGUAAAACUGACUACUACGCCCGGAAACGACUGGUGAUCCAGGACAAAAAUAAGUACAACACACCCAAGUACAGGAUGAUAGUCCGGGUCACCAACAGAGACAUCAUCUGCCAGAUUGCGUACGCCCGUAUAGAAGGGGACAUGAUAGUCUGCGCAGCGUAUGCACAUGAGCUGCCCAAGUACGGUGUGAAAGUUGGCCUGACAAACUAUGCCGCAGCCUACUGCACUGGCCUGCUGCUGGCCCGCAGGCUUCUCCAUAGGUUUGGCAUGGACAAGAUCUACGAAGGCCAGGUGCAGGUGACGGGAGAUGAGUACAAUGUGGAAAGCAUUGACGGUCAGCCUGGUGCCUUCACUUGCUAUCUGGAUGCAGGUCUUGCCCGGACUACAACUGGCAACAAAGUUUUUGGGGCCCUGAAGGGAGCUGUGGAUGGAGGCUUGUCUAUCCCUCAUAGUACCAAACGAUUCCCCGGUUAUGACUCUGAAAGCAAGGAGUUCAAUGCAGAAGUGCAUCGGAAGCACAUCAUGGGCCAGAACGUUGCAGACUACAUGCGAUACCUAAUGGAGGAAGAUGAAGAUGCAUACAAGAAACAGUUCUCUCAGUACAUAAAGAACAACAUCGCUCCAGACAUGAUGGAGGAGAUGUACAAGAAAGCUCAUGCUGCUAUCCGAGAGAAUCCAGUCUAUGAGAAGAAGCCCAAGAGAGAAGUGAAGAAGAAGAGGUGGAACCGUCCUAAAAUGUCCCUUGCCCAGAAGAAAGAUCGGGUUGCUCAAAAGAAAGCGAGCUUCCUCAGAGCUCAGGAGCGGGCUGCUGAGAGCUAAAGCAGUUUUAGAGUUUUUUUUCAUAAAGACAAUAAACUUAUUGGC
Messenger RNA from Acomys russatus (golden spiny mouse), 1068 nucleotides. It is a transcript of the gene Rpl5, whose product is annotated as ribosomal protein L5. The record is from RefSeq and is a predicted model, not a curated record. Gene Ontology annotation, cellular component: ribosome; cytosolic large ribosomal subunit. Lineage: Eukaryota; Metazoa; Chordata; Mammalia; Rodentia; Muridae. Gene Ontology annotation, biological process: ribosomal large subunit assembly; translation. Gene Ontology annotation, molecular function: 5S rRNA binding; structural constituent of ribosome. The transcript is spliced from 8 exons. The coding region runs from base 1 to 1023 and encodes 340 amino acids.